Symbiodinium necroappetens is the source of this 264-nucleotide messenger RNA. The record is from the annotation of a GenBank genome assembly. NCBI's taxonomy places the organism in Eukaryota, Dinophyceae, Suessiales, Symbiodiniaceae.
GACGACGACUUCAACUUCCACAUCGAGUUCAUCACCCGCUGCGCGAAUCUCCGUGCAGACAACUACCACAUUGCCAAUUCGGAUUUUCACAAGGUCAAACUAGUGGCUGGACGCAUUGUCCCUGCCAUCGCCACCACCACUGCAGCAGUCUGUGGAUUAGCCGGCAGCUUACUGGAGAAUCGUCGAAGGAGCAUGGGUCCAUGUCGCGGAGGGCUUCCAGACUUUUCGAGAGGGAUUGGCAAGGGUCGCAGCGCUCCAGAUUGA